UCUCUUAUUUUCAUUUAACAAACAAACAAACAAUCCUCCAACCAACCCACUUUCAGCCACUCCACUCUCCAAUUCUCUUCCUCUUCCUCUGUUUUUUGGGUGUUUUUUUUUUCUUGUUAAAGAUGAGUAAUUUUACAGGUUCGCAUUAUGAUAAUAGUGGGUGUGAAUCGGGGUGGACAAUGUAUUUCGAGGAGUCGAUCGAGAAGGAGGAAAGGUUUCGGGGGAGUCCGGUGGAUUAUGGCGGCGGAGAGAAGGAGGAGGAAGAAGGGGAUUUGUCGAUGAUUUCGGAUGCAUCGUCGGGGCCGAGGAACGGGUAUUAUGAGGAGAAGGAUUGUCCGUCAGUGCUGCGGAGUGGAGGGAAAUUGGUGGCCGGGAAAAGUAAGAGGCAAGAGGAAAUGGGGUGGCGGAACCAACAUUCUUGCCUUGAUGAUACUGCAAGCUCCCCUGUUUUGGGGCUUUCUAAGAUCAGAGAGACGAAUAAUCCAUACAGAAACGAAGGUUUGGCGGAUAAUGCAAAAGAAUUCUCCCAAACCCAUUCUCGAAAACAUGGCAAGAAACAAACAAGCUUCUUCCAGUCUUCUUCAGUAAAAAAGUUGGCCAAAAAUGUCUCAGGUGAUUAUCCAGAACAGUAGAAGUGGAACGAAGAGAAUAAUUAAAUGAAAUGACAGAGACACGAGAAGAUCGUGUGGAUUAUUAUUAUUUUGUUGGUUCUCUUUUAUCAUUAUUUUUUCUUCUUUUUACUCGAUUUUCUAUGGCUUUAUUGCUAAUGCAGCCAAUUGAUUGAAAAUAUUUGAAUUAUAAUUGUUUGGGAAGUUAUUGUAUUAUUGUUAUUGUUCUUUUUCAAGAAGUGUAUAUUGCAAAAAAGUUAUAUAUAUCACCCAUAAUUUGUCCCUUGUA
Molecule: messenger RNA, 897 nt
Organism: Cucumis melo (muskmelon)
Lineage: Eukaryota; Viridiplantae; Streptophyta; Magnoliopsida; Cucurbitales; Cucurbitaceae
Product: protein SOB FIVE-LIKE 5-like
Exons: 4
Coding region: 123-632 (169 amino acids)
Biological process (GO): cytokinin biosynthetic process
Source: RefSeq, a predicted model, not a curated record